Microsporum canis CBS 113480 is the source of this 1803-nucleotide messenger RNA. RefSeq names its product iron transport multicopper oxidase FET3. Gene Ontology annotation, biological process: reductive iron assimilation; cellular response to iron ion starvation. NCBI's taxonomy places the organism in Eukaryota, Fungi, Ascomycota, Eurotiomycetes, Onygenales, Arthrodermataceae. The record is from RefSeq and is a predicted model, not a curated record. The transcript is spliced from 4 exons. Bases 1 to 1803 code for a protein of 600 amino acids. Gene Ontology annotation, molecular function: copper ion binding; ferroxidase activity. Gene Ontology annotation, cellular component: high-affinity iron permease complex.
AUGGCUUCCUUAAAGCCAUACGUUUUAAUCCUGUGUAUUUCUCUAUUUACAUGUUUCGUUCACGCGGCCACCGUCACAUAUGACUUCAAUAUUACUUGGGUGACCAGCAAUCCAGAUGGAGCCUGUGAACGGCCAACAAUUGGAAUCAAUAACCAGUGGCCAAUUCCUGAGAUCAGAUCUAAGGUUGGUGAUCGGGUCGUUAUUCAUGUCAACAACCAGCUGGGGAAUCAGUCCACCUCCCUUCAUUUCCAUGGACUAUUCAUGAAUGGGACCGCCGAAAUGGACGGUGCGACAGCUGUGACUCAAUGCAAGAUACCACCUGGUGGCUCUUUCACCUAUAACUUUACGACUGAUCAACCGGGCACAUACUGGUACCAUUCUCAUGGCUAUGGCCAAUACCCAGAUGGCCUGCGCGGACCCAUGAUAAUUGAUGAUCCAAAGUCACCACAUGCUGAUAAAUGGGAUGAAGAGAUUGUACUUACUCUCUCAGAUUGGUAUCAUGAGCAAAUGCCCCCGUUGAUCAAACAUUUUAUCAGCUAUGCAAACCCCACAGGCGCCGAGCCUGUUCCUCAGUCCGCCUUGAUGGCCGAUACGCAGAAUUUGACUAUACCUGUAAAGCCAAGCAAGACUUAUUUCAUUCGGGCUAUUAAUAUAGCGGCGCUGGCGGCACAUUAUCUAUGGGUCGAGGGUCAUUCACUACGUGUUAUUGAAGUUGACGGCGUGUGGACUGAAGAGCAGGAAACGGAUAUGCUGUAUCUCGCCGCCGCUCAGAGAUAUGGUUUCCUUCUGACCACAAAGAAUGAGACCACGGACAACUUUGCUAUGGUCGGUAGUAUGGAUACAGACCUUUUUGACCAGAUUCCUCCCCAUUUGAACCCAAAUGUGACCUCGUGGCUCGUAUAUGAUGAUAAAAAGCCUCUUCCACAGCCCAAAACCGUCGACAAAUUUGCGCCUCUGGACGACUAUUCCCUAAAGCCUAGUGAUAAAAUGGAGUUACUCGAUCAUGUUGACCAUAGCAUCGUCCUUGACUUGAAGAUGGAUAACUUGGGAGACGGCGCAAACUACGCAUGGUUCAACAAUAUCACGUAUGUUAGUCCAAAGGUACCGUCACUAUAUACCGCACUCGACGCGCCUCGAGACGUGGCAACAAACCCCGUGAUAUACGGUGAAAACACAAACCCAUUUGUCCUCGAGCACAACGAAGUAGUCGAGAUUAUCCUAAACAACAAUGAUCCAGGGAAACAUCCCUUCCAUCUCCACGGACAUAACUUCCAGUUAGUCUACCGCUCUGAGGACGAGAAGGGCCCCUACAGCGCCGACCAAAUGGCCGAUUUGCCCCGAGUCCCCAUGAGACGGGACACAGUUCUUGUCAGGCCAAAUGGAAACAUGGUUCUUAGAUUCCGUGCCGAUAACCCUGGAGUUUGGAUAUUCCAUUGCCAUAUCGAGUGGCAUAUGGACAGCGGCCUGGUAGCCACGAUGGUCGAGGCGCCACUCGCCCUUCAGGACCAACGGAAGGAUGGGAUAAAAGCGCUGCCAGCGAACCACAUCGAUGCUUGCCGGUCCUCCAACACUCCAUAUCAUGGUAAUGCAGGGGGGAACACGGCCGACUUCUUGGACGUAUCUAAUAUGAACGGACCGCCCGCCCCGCCACUACCUGCUGGGUUUACUACCAAGGGCGUCGUAGCGUUGGUGUUUAGCACUAUUGCUGCAGCACUGGGCAUAGCAACCAUCGUCUGGUAUGGGCUGGGCGAAAUUAAAACGCCAGGGCCCAAUGGAGUCGGAGCCCCUGGAGUCCUGCAGUGA